Mastomys coucha (southern multimammate mouse) is the source of this 1624-nucleotide messenger RNA. Its product is annotated as pyroglutamylated RF-amide peptide receptor-like. The transcript has 6 exons. NCBI's taxonomy places the organism in Eukaryota, Metazoa, Chordata, Mammalia, Rodentia, Muridae. The coding region runs from base 169 to 1419 and encodes 416 amino acids. Gene Ontology annotation, cellular component: membrane. Gene Ontology annotation, biological process: G protein-coupled receptor signaling pathway. The record is from RefSeq and is a predicted model, not a curated record. Gene Ontology annotation, molecular function: neuropeptide Y receptor activity.
CUGGGAACUUUCUUAGAACUGCAAACAGUUUGGCGGCUCUGACUUUGCUCUGAUCACUGCUAGCCUCUCUCGCGCAUCUCGCACAGUGGCGCGGCUUCUGUCUUCUCUCCUUAACCUCCCGGAUCUCGGACUGCCCCACGCGCGGGCGAAGCACCUCCCGAGCCCGGCAUGUCGUGGAACUUGACCGCGGAGCAUCUCUCGGCGCUGCUUCGGCUGCACAACCUGACGCGAGCGCAGUUCAUCGCGCGCUAUGGGCUGCGGCCACUGGUGCUCACCCCGCAGCUGCCCGUGCGCGCCAGGCUUGCCCUCCUGCUCGCCGGCCUGCUCAUCUUCGCCCUGGCGCUCUUCGGCAACGCCCUGGUAGUCUACGUGGUGACCCGCAGCAAGGCCAUGCGCACCGUCACCAACAUCUUCAUCUGCUCCCUGGCACUCAGCGACCUGCUCAUCGUCUUCUUCUGCAUCCCGGUCACCAUGCUCCAGAAUGUCUCAGACACCUGGCUGGGGGGUGCCUUCAUUUGCAAAAUGGUCCCAUUUGUCCAGUGCACUGCCAUUGUGACAGAAAUCCUUACUAUGACCUGCAUUGCCGUGGAAAGGCACCAGGGACUUGUCCAUCCUUUUAAAAUGAAGAGGCAGUACACCAAUCAAAGGGCUUUCACAAUGCUAGGUGUGGUGUGGCUGGUGGCCAUCAUCAUAGGAUCACCCAUGUGGCAUGUGCAGCGACUUGAGAUUAAGUAUGACUUCCUAUAUGAAAAAGAACACAUCUGCUGCUUGGAAGAGUGGAGCAGCCCCGUACACCAGAAAAUCUACACCACCUUCAUCCUCGUCACCCUCUUUCUGCUGCCUCUGUUGCUGCUGUCUGUUCUCUACGGGAAAAUCGGUUAUGAGCUUUGGAUCAAGAAAAGAGUCGGAGAUGGCUCAGUGCUCCGAACUAUUCAUGGAAAAGAAAUGUUCAAAAUAGCCAGAAAGAAGAAGCGAGCUGUGAUCAUGAUGGUGACAGUGGUGGUUCUCUUUGCUGUGUGCUGGGCACCUUUCCACAUUGUUCACAUGAUGAUUGAAUACAGUAAUUUUGAAAAGGAAUAUGAUGAAGUCACAAUCAAGAUGAUUUUUGCUGUAGUGCAAAUAAUUGGAUUUUUCAACUCCAUCUGUAAUCCUAUUAUUUAUGCACUUAUGAAUGAAAACUUCAAAAAAAACUUUGUGUCUGCCGUUUGCUAUUGCAUAGUAAAAGAAAUGCCCUCUCCAGCACGGAAGCAGGGAAGAUCAGCAGCUAUGGUGAUGCAUAGGAGAGCAAAGUUAGCUGCGGGAGAGAAUCCUGUCGAGAUCAAAGAAGAAGCAUUUGGGGGCAGCAACAUCGAUAUCAAGUGGUGUGACCAGCCAGAAAAGAAGAAAAAGAAACCAAAAGUGGCAUCUUGUCUUUUUUAGUUCUGAAUUUCUGAGAACUCUGCUGUGGAUAUGAACAUUGAUUGUAACAGUGUCUUGAGAAUGAGUACCUAUAGGACUGUAAUCUAAAGAAAAUCAUUUUGAGAAAAAGUCAGAGAGCUUUCACAUUAAAAGUGUUGACAAGCACUUGGAAGGUAGGGGCAGGGGAUUCAAGAGUUUAAAGUCAUCCUCAGCUGCAUGAUAAGUU